AUGUCGUUAGUUUUCAACCUAGACGUGGUUGUCGAGGAUGAGAAUCCAGAAGUGACGCUGGCACAGAUUCUUAAUGUACCAGACUUUGUUGAGAAAUACUUGGAUAUUGAUACGAAACUCUGCCUCCGUGCAACCUGCACCAUCAUCCGGGAAAUCAUCAAUAAAAAGCAGCUAUACAUAGAUUGUCUCAACUACAAAUGCAAUGGAAAAAUUAUCGAGAUUUCUACGAAUCGAGGCUUCAACGUCUCUUACGAAAUCAUUAAAAAAGGAUUGAUUGUGAAAUACUGGAAUAAAGAGAAAGUGAUCAAUACGAACAACGAUGAAGAAAAUGUUGAGAGAAUUCAACGGGAUUUGAUGUCGAUUCUUUGCAGUGAGAAGCUGAGAAUUGACACUUUUGGAAUCGAAGACAAUGUGACAACUGAAUAUCAUCAUGAACCUCAUAUUGGAAUGAUAGUACUAAAAAACACUUUGAACCAAGUGCCCAACAAACUGAAGAUCAAAAGUUUGGAGUACUUUGUUGAAGAAUUAGAUGAAGUUUUAUUAGAAACAUUGAAGACGAUAGACCCGGAGAAUCUCGAAUUCCUUAAACUCAGAGUCACACCUUUUAUGUAUAAUUGCACCCCAAUCUGGAGAGACGUGUAUAAUCUGGAACAAUGGAAACGUUUGAAAACGAUAGAUGUUCGUUUUCCGCAAUUGAAGGUACCGCACAUUACCAGAUUCUUCACUCACGUAGAGAAUGUUCAUUUGAAGACUGACUAUUUUAACGGUUUUAUUGACUGCGGGCCUGUACACCAUUUUGUUAUGGAGCUUAUAGAUAAACUACUUGAAAAUUCCACUCUCAAACAGUUGAAAAUUCGAGUGGACGAGGCGAUGAGUGAUACUGAUUUUGAAGAUAUAAACGAAAGUCUCCAACAAUACAACACGAGCAAUGUUCCGUAUCCGUGA
Messenger RNA from Caenorhabditis remanei, 945 nucleotides. RefSeq lists its product as uncharacterized. NCBI's taxonomy places the organism in Eukaryota, Metazoa, Nematoda, Chromadorea, Rhabditida, Rhabditidae. Bases 1 to 945 code for a protein of 314 amino acids. Gene Ontology annotation, biological process: innate immune response. The transcript is spliced from 3 exons. The record is from RefSeq and is a predicted model, not a curated record.